AUGGCGCCGCCUGGGCUUCUCCCAGGGGAGAUUGAGGCUUCAGUCCUCAGGAUCAGAGACAUUGAAGUCAAGAAUGAAAAACCAAAGACCUUCGACCCUACUGCCUUCUCAGCCUUCGCAGAUGAAUAUCUUGAGGGCCUUAGACCCGGAACCUUUCUUCUCUGCACUGCAGAAGAAGAAGGCGAGCUUGCUCGUCACAGUCCCUCUCGCCGAAACGACAGCGUCGAUUUCGACCACCUGUCGUCUUUUGAAACCCAAGGUAGAAGUAGUGACCAUAAUGAAGAAGACCUAUUUUCUGAUAGUAUGUCUCUCAAUGACGAUCUCCACCAAGAUGAAGACGAAAUCCCGAAGGGAAUUGAAUUAGAUCGGAAGAUUCUGGUAGAUGGAGAGAUAUAUCACUUCGCCGAUUAUCUAUGA
This is a messenger RNA of Exophiala spinifera, 417 nucleotides long. RefSeq lists its product as uncharacterized. Lineage: Eukaryota; Fungi; Ascomycota; Eurotiomycetes; Chaetothyriales; Herpotrichiellaceae. The transcript has a single exon. The coding region runs from base 1 to 417 and encodes 138 amino acids. The record is from RefSeq and is a predicted model, not a curated record.